Molecule: messenger RNA, 986 nt
Organism: Ceratosolen solmsi marchali
Lineage: Eukaryota; Metazoa; Arthropoda; Insecta; Hymenoptera; Agaonidae
Gene: Unc50
Product: Unc50 RNA binding protein
Exons: 6
Coding region: 59-865 (268 amino acids)
Cellular component (GO): Golgi membrane
Source: RefSeq, a predicted model, not a curated record
UUACGUGCUUGUUUUAAUUUUAUUAAAAUAGUUGCUUUUUGUUUAAAAAUAAAUUAUAAUGAAGUAUUCCACGUCACCUCCAGUGAGUCGUUGUGCUUCACCAAUAUCAAUAAGAUCAAGCUCAUCUUUGCCUAUGCCAGCAACAUAUAGACAAGAUUGUUUUGGAGCAGCAACAAAAUGCUACAAAUAUCUUAGGAAACUGUUAAAGUUUGAGCAAAUGGAUUUCGAAUUUGCAGUAUGGCAAAUGAUUUAUUUAUUUACAUCUCCACAAAAAGUAUAUAGAAACUUUCAAAGUCGAAAACAAACUAAAUUGCAAUUUGCUAGAGAUGAUCCUGCAUUUUUUGUACUAUUUGAGUGUUGGUUGUGUAUUUCAUCAAUUGGAUUUGCUAUAGUUUUAGGACUUGGAUUUCUACAAUUUAUAAAAUUGCUUUUAUAUGUCAUGUUUGUUGACUGUAUUGGAGUGGGAGUUUUGGUAGCUUCUGUAUUUUGGUUUAUUACAAAUAGGUAUCUACGUACUGAUCAUUCUCAAGAUGUAGAAUGGGGAUACGCAUUUGAUAUUCAUUUAAAUGCAUUCUUUCCACCUUUAGUUAUAUUACAUUUUGUACAACUAUUUUUGUAUAACAUUUUGAUUAGUCAUGAUAAUUUCUUUUCUCUUUUUGUUGGAAAUACUUUCUGGCUUGUUGCAAUUAGUUAUUAUGUAUACAUAACAUUUUUAGGAUAUGCAAGUGUCGAAAUACUUCAUAAAACACAUGUAAUACUUCAAGCUGCGAUACCAAUUACAUUGUUGAUCUAUAUUGUCACAUUAGCCAUUGGUAUCAACAUAAGUCAGGAAGUAAUGAAAUUCUAUCACGAACGAGUUGUUUAAAGUUAAGUGCUUCCUUUAAAACUGUAAAAUAUAAACAAAUUAAUCUUUUAAAUGUACAUAAUUCUUAGAUUUUAAGAUUUGUUAAAGAAGAAUGAAUUUGAAUAUUUGUUAAUGGUAACUC